Molecule: messenger RNA, 1206 nt
Organism: Aspergillus calidoustus
Lineage: Eukaryota; Fungi; Ascomycota; Eurotiomycetes; Eurotiales; Aspergillaceae
Source: the annotation of a GenBank genome assembly
AUGGGUCCUGAUCAGCAUGCUCAACUGGAUGGCUUCAGUCUCUUCCUCCCCUUUCCCUCUCGCGUGGCUGUGCUUUUUGUAGCAGGGUUCUGGGGUUGGGGAGCCAAUCUACAGUAUCUACACCAGAACAAUAUCGAUCUUCCAGCGCUGAUACGGUACCCUGCACGUCAAUCUCCGAACCAUCGGCCGCACCACGUCUCCGCUUAUCAUCUCGCCGGUCUCCUAACCGUCCCUCUACUUCUAUCGCUCUUCCUCUUUUGGCCACUCACACACGGCUCUCGAGAACGAGUUGAAUCCGUCGACUAUGUUCCUCAAGCAUACCUCUUCAUACUCAUAAUCCUCCUUAUCCUUCCUUUCAAUCGAUUGUCCCGGUCCGGUCGCCGAAGAUUCCUAUCUACACUCCGGCGGAUUAGCAUCGGCGGCCUAGCAGAAGCUCAGGAUGGCAAAUUCGGCGAUAUCUUACUAGCGGAUGUUCUUACAAGUUAUGCGAAAGUCAUCGCGGAUCUUGUGGUCACUUUCUGCAUGUUCUUCAACGCGGAGACGUCGAGUACAUCCAAGCCAGACCGACACUGUGGUUCGGAUUAUCUGAUUCCACUAAUUAUCGCCAUUCCCAGUCUUAUCCGAUUGCGACAAUGUCUGAUUGAAUAUGUUCGUCUACGUCGGACGGGCUUCCGACACGGCAAUACUGGUGCCCAGCACUUGGCCAACGCCUUGAAAUAUGCAACCGCUUUCCCGGUCAUCAUGCUUGCAGCUAAAUUGAGGAACUACAGUCCGUUCCUCUUCUAUGGGAUAAGUGAGGUGACGCUCACAAGGCUACUAUAUCUCUUCUCCUUUAUCAACUCUUCCUACUCCUUCUAUUGGGACAUAACGAAGGAUUGGGAUUUGACUUUGUUCACCGAGUCACGAAAUGACAACGAGUAUCCGUUUGGAUUACGUCGUUACCGUUAUUUCACAGAUCAGCAGUACUACACGGCCAUGGCUGUCGACUUCGCUGUUCGCUUUGCAUGGAUGUCACGAUUCGUGCCAGGUUUUGUCUGGCUCACUGAAACCGAAGUUGGACUCUUCUUUCUCAUGCUUUUCGAAGUCGGACGCCGGUGGAUGUGGGUUUUCAUUCGCUCAGAAGCUGAAUGGGUCAGGAACAGUCGCGGCCCAGCCCCCAACGAUGUGCUACUUGGCGAAUUCAAUGGCAAACUUGAUUCUGACUGA